Molecule: messenger RNA, 2662 nt
Organism: Eriocheir sinensis (Chinese mitten crab)
Lineage: Eukaryota; Metazoa; Arthropoda; Malacostraca; Decapoda; Varunidae
Gene: Gycbeta100B
Product: guanylate cyclase soluble subunit beta-1-like
Exons: 14
Coding region: 189-2000 (603 amino acids)
Biological process (GO): response to oxygen levels; cGMP biosynthetic process
Cellular component (GO): guanylate cyclase complex, soluble
Molecular function (GO): heme binding; guanylate cyclase activity
Source: RefSeq, a predicted model, not a curated record
GGGAAAAGAGGGGAGUAAGACACUUCACCAGACCCUCCCGGCAGCGCGGACAAGGUAGUGAGGGCUCGGGAGGGACGGUGGCGGCCUCUAGCGAUCAAUUCUGUGUUUCAUUUCCCCCUCCAUGUGUUGUGUUCCCCCUGUGAAGACGCCAGCACGCCCGCACGCCCGCGCCCACGCCCCCCGCAGCCAUGUACGGCUUUGUGAACUACGCUAUCGAGCAGCUGGUGGUACGAAACUUCGGGGACGACACUUGGGAGGACAUCAAGCGUGAGGCAGAGGUACACAUGGACGGUUCCUUCCUCGUCAGGCUCACCUAUGAGGAUGAGAUCACCUACAACAUCGUGGGGGCGGCGGAGAGGGUGCUGGGUGUUCCCGCCAACGCCAUCUUGGAGAUGUUCGGCAAAAUGUUCUUCAAGUUUUGUCAGGAGUCUGGCUACGACACCAUCCUGCAGGUCCUCGGCGCCACCGUCAGCGACUUUCUGCAGAACCUGGACGCUCUACACGACCACCUCGCCCUCGUGUACCCCGGCAUGAAGGCACCCAGCUUCAGGUGUACGGAGCGGGCCGAAGACGGGGCGCUUAUCCUUCACUACUACUCCGACAGGCCAGGGCUGGAGUACAUUGUCAUCGGCAUCGUGAAGGCGGUGUCGAAGGAGCUGCACGACACGGAGGUGGAGGUGGAGAUCCUUAAGACGAAGGAGCAGGAGGGUCACGUGCAGUUCCUCAUCACGGAGAAGGACUCACACACGACCCAUCACAUCAGCGAGACGAGCCACGACCUCGAGGCGGAAACGGAGUCCAAGAUCAGCCCCAAGACGUUCUGCCAGGUCUGUCCCUUCCACCUCAUGUUCGACCGGGACCUCCACGUGCACCAGGCGGGGGAUUCCAUCUGUCGCGUCCUGCCCUCCGUCACCUACCCCGACGCUGCCCUCGACAAGCUCUUCCAAGUGGUGCGUCCUCACAUGGAGCUCACCUUUGAAAACAUCCUCUCCCACAUCAACACGAUCUACGUCCUCUGCACGCGUGAGGGGCUCGUCCAGGCGACCCGCGACGAGCCAGGACCCGACCAAGGCUGCCUGCGACUCAAGGGCCAGAUGAUCCACCUCCCGGAGAACGAUCUGAUGCUCUACGUGUGUUCGCCCUCCGUGCUCAACCUCGACGACCUGUACCGCCGUGGGCUCUACCUCUCCGACAUCCCCCUGCACGACGCCACGAGGGACCUGGUGCUGCUGAGCGAGAAGUUCGAGGCCGAGUACACCCUCACCACCAACCUCGAGAUUCUGAACGAUAAACUGCAGCAGACGCACCGCGAACUCAACAGCGAGAGGCAGAAGACGGAUAAGCUGCUCUACUCCGUCCUGCCCAUCAGUAUCGCCAGCGAGCUGCGUCACAAAAGGUCCGUGCCGCCGAGGAGGUACGAGGUGGUAACACUGCUCUUCUCAGGCAUCGUGGGCUUCACCGAGUACUGCUCCAGGCACACUGACAUCGCCGGGGCCUCCAAGAUCGUGCGCAUGCUCAAUGAUCUCUACACCGCCUUCGACGUGCUCACGGACGAGGUCAAGAAUCCCAAUGUUUACAAGGUCGAGACUGUGGGGGACAAAUACAUGGCCGUGAGUGGACUGCCCGAGACCUGCGACCACCACGCGCGCUGCAUCGGUAACCUCGCCCUGGACAUGAUGGACAAGGCUGCGGGGGUCAUCGUGGACGGCCAGCGCGUGCAAAUCACCAUCGGCAUCCACACCGGCGAGGUGGUGACGGGGGUGAUCGGCCAGAGGAUGCCACGCUACUGCCUGUUUGGUAACACUGUCAACAUCACCUCGAGGACGGAGACGACGGGCGAGAAGGGCCGCAUCAACGUGUCAGAGGUGUCCUACAGAUACUUGCAGCAGCCGGAAAACCAAGACUCCGGGUUCGCCUUCACCUACCGCGGCCCCGUGCCCAUGAAAGGAAGGAAGGAGCCCAUGCAAGUGUGGUUCCUCAGCAGGCGGAGGGCGGCGUGAGGCAGCCGAGCAGGACAAGGGAUGUGAGGGGCGGGGGGAGCAUGGGCGGGGGGCGGGAGAGCUGAUGACUGCUUCACCUCGUUUGCUACGAACAGUAAUCAUUGCCAAAGAGUUUGACGCUUUAAUGAAACUAGUUUCAUCUUAAAUAAUGUUUUCAUGUUAAAAAAAAAAAAAUCCUUUUUUUACAUGCAGUGUCACCGUUCAGCAUAUGUUUAGUUAUGAAUUUUGAUCGACAAUGCUAUGUGCGUUUAUGAAUGAAUUUAUGGGUAUCGUUAUAAUUCAACGCCUUGUUUUCGUCACCCAGCUUUGUGAUGGUUAAGUAUUACGUGUGCUUACAGUGUGAGAAAUUGUGUGCAUAUAUAUAUAUAUAUAUAUAUAUAUAUAUAUAUAUAUAUAUAUAUAUAUAUAUAUAUAUAUAUAUAUAUAUAUAUAUAUAUAUAUAUAAUCCUAUAAGUAAUUUGUUCCCAUGCCUUUAUAGUAAUGAACGGCCUGUAUAUAUCAAAGGUCCAUGUAUUAUUCCAGAGUUAUAAAUGUGAUAAAAGUUUCGUGAUUUAUUUUUUCGCAGGCUGUUUUCUGUGGCAACAGAGUUGUGUGUGUGUGUGUGUGUGUGUGUGUGUGUGUGUGUGUGAGGGGGGGGUUGUACUGAAAAUAUAGAUUAAAAU